Messenger RNA from Haemonchus placei, 183 nucleotides. NCBI's taxonomy places the organism in Eukaryota, Metazoa, Nematoda, Chromadorea, Rhabditida, Trichostrongylidae. The record is from the annotation of a GenBank genome assembly.
AUGAACAGAACUCGAAUAAGUGGUGUAAGAGAAAAAACUUCGAUACAACGAUUGAGAUUCAUUCACUACACACAACGAAUGAUCUCAUUCUACCUAGACGGUUUUCACCUCAAAGCUGGCUACUUCCUUUCCUUGAGCGUUAUACAGAUAAGUUAUAACAUGGGGACCAACGCCCCAACUUGA